Porites lobata is the source of this 8802-nucleotide messenger RNA. The record is from the annotation of a GenBank genome assembly. NCBI's taxonomy places the organism in Eukaryota, Metazoa, Cnidaria, Anthozoa, Scleractinia, Poritidae.
AUGCACACAUCUAACAGAUUUCACCCUGUCUAUGGCUGUGUUUUAAUCCUGGUUAGCGUGAUGUAUUUCAAUGUUGAAGCGAAAUGUCCGGCUGGCCUGAAGAACAAGACGUAUCGGCGUGACCUUUCUAGAAUCUGCCCUGCCUGCAUAGAGGUUUCGUGGUUGAUUCGACCGCCUUUUACUUUUCAAAACGGCAAUUAUACUUCAGGAAUACUACCAGGUACUAAGGUUCAAUUUUUUUACAAACAUCUCACUUUAAAAUCUGUAUGAAUGCGGGACCAUGUUUUGCUGCCUUGCGAUUGCAUCGAACAAAGUGUUACCUACCCAAGGUCGUAACAAUUAAGGUGGGAGGGGACCGGGUGUGUUGUUAACUGUUCGCAGAAGUGCUUAUAUUGCGAUGCCUAAUUUUCAUUUAGUAUAGCCAUUUUUAAAUAUGGAUAGUACAUUGACAGUAUCACUAUAAAAUUGUUUAUUUAAUAUUUGUAAGCGUCAAUCUUAGAGCCUGUUUACAUGGAGUGGGGGAACCCGGUUUAGUGGGGUAAGUUUCUUUUGUUUUCACGCUCUGGGGGACACAAAACAAAAGAAACUUACCCCACUAGACCGGGGUCCCCCACUCCAUGUAAACAGGGUCUUAGACGCAGGGGGCUGCGAUCCGUUGCCUCAAUUAAGCCUUUGGGCCCGGGGGUUACUUUAGGAAUUUCUGGAUGGGGAUGUGCCGCUGGGACCCUGGAACCCGUAACCUAUACCAGCUAGUUCAGCUGAAUUUUGCUACCCUAUACUAGAGUAAACUCCCCAAAUCCCCCCUAUCCUAGAGUAGCUGUUUCCCUAGUCUAUAUAAAAUCUUCAACCAACUGAUCAGUUUCCUGAAAAAUGAUACCCUAUUCUAGACCCAAACGCUCUGAUUUAUAUACCCCAUCCAAGAGUAAACUGCCUGAAAACCAUAUCCUUCAAGGCGGCACAUACCUAUAUAGCCCAUAUAUGGCAGUACCCCACUCCCCCGGCCUUUGGGUAGGUCGAGAUUCUCGUUUACCAUGAAAAGCACGUGGUUGUAGAGGUAAGGUUUGAAAAUGCCGAGAAAUUGGUAUUUCCAAUGAACUUCGCAGAAAUACUGUUGAGUUUGGAGGCGCCGCCCCACCUAAUACAUUUUACCCAGCUUUCCAACUAUGUUCGAGAAAAAUUUAUCGCGCCUUUAAAUUUGGUUACGUGGCUUCUCGUGAUAUUUCGUUACAGCUCUGCUGGAUCUGAUGUUAACCAAGUGCUGCGGGAACCACACCCCAAGCUGCUGGCAAGUGACGUAUCAUCCCCCGGUUAAAAACCCUGAGCAGCUGCUCCGUUUGUCACGUGAUUCUCACGUGAUCUACCCAGUCAUUGUUGAUAAGCAAGAAGCGGUCAGUCUGGAUCAUAACCUGAUUAGUCUGAUACCUCCUUCCAGUAUUGGGUUUGUCGUUCCUAGAGGCAAGAGGGAAAGCUUCCCAAAGAAACUUCUAAUGUCUGUGUUCGAAGCAUGGCCAGUGUUAAUAUUAACUAUUCUUCUUUCAAUUUUGGCUGGUGUCCUUUUGUGGGUACUGGUAAGUGGAAUUGGCCACGUGCAUGAGCUGGAUUUUUGAAAAUGUCACCGCCGCCUUUACCUCGCUCUUUCUAUUUUUCCUUUCCUUGUUCUUGACUAAUGUAAUUUUCGGGCUUAUCAGACGCCAAAAAAACCCUGCCUUUGGCCUUUUUGACGUAAAUGGCUGCAAUUUCGCAAGGUACGUUUUCAAAAAUCCGGCUAAACGUACCACCGGCAAAUUACUUAGGGGAUGCGUAAUCAAACAACUUAAUACGCGCUUUCGAAGCGUUUUAGGGGGCUAAUCCACCUACCUAAUCAGCUUGGGCUACCGACUGCACAAUGCAGUGGUUUUUAAAUAUUUUGGUAAGUUUAGAUUAUUACUACACUUUUUUCCAGAUUGAGUGUAUAGCUACUCCUCGUCCGUGGAAUGUGAUUAUAGAUAUUGUAGGUCGUAGGGGGAAACGUAACGCGAUCCGUCCGCCAUUUUGUCUUUCUGCUGCACAGACGAGGGCCUCCAUUUUUCAAUUGGGCUUUGACACAGGCAGAUCAAUAAUGAAGCAAUGAUUUCUGUCACUGCCACAGUGACGCAACACCGCAAAUUUCUUCUUGAAAAUGAAAAAGUUAUGGGGAGGGUGGCGAAUGUUUGAGCCGCAUGAAUUUUUUUUCGUUAACAUUUCCCUGGUAUGAAUUUUUUUAAGUCAGACCAUGAUUAUUCUUAGGGGUACUACUUGGCGUGAAUGAAUUUUUUCAUUUCAUUUUUCCUUGCACGAAUGUUUUUUUGGUACUUCGCCUCUCCCCCUCCUCCCCAUACAUUUUCUAAUGGUCCUUCCCUAAAGAAAAUACUGGUUACAUGUCGUUUCAAAUCGACAGAAGGUCUUUUAUUCUUGGAAACGUAAAAUAGCCGCCAAAAGACGUCACAUGACAACUAUAAAUUCACUUAUUUUUCAAAGAUUUAUUGUACAGAGGCUGUGCUUACACUUAAAACAUGCUAUUGCCAGUAGGAAUUGAGAAAACAGCGUUAUGUAACGAAAUUUUUGGGUUUGUGUUUCAGGAUACUUGGUUUAACGAGGAACAAUUCCCUCGCAACUUUUUCAGAGGCUCGUGGGAAGGAUUCUGGUGGGCAUUUGUUUCCAUGACAACUGUGGGGUAAUGUAUUAUAGUAAGGGUGAUCCAUCUCCAUAACUACAGUAGAGUUGCAGUAGAAUCCCGAUUUCUCGAGCCAUCGGUUUCCUCGAAAUUCUUAAUAUUUCGAACCAAACCCAACUUUCCUUUACGCGUUAAACACUUUAAUUUUUAUUCCCUAUUUUUUUCAAACCUCCUGAUAAUAGACCUUUCCCACAUUCCUGUAAACAAAGGCACCGACCCGAGGUUGGGGUGGACAAAAUACAGUGAUUUGUAUGAAAUUUUCCACCCGAGCCUUGUCCUCAUUUCUUUAUGUUUUCUCACUGGAGCGUAAUGUGGGAAAGGUCUAUUGCCCACAUUCGAUAUAGUAAAAUUCUAACAUAACUCCGAGGCUUUAGGGUCAAAAUUGCAAAUUUCUCACAACUCCAUUGUCUCACAAUUCCCAUCAGAGACUUGAGCACAAAGAAAACCCAACCAAAUACAGAAAAAUGACCACAAAGCCUCCAGUCAUGUUAAAAUUUUAAUAUGUAGAACGUGGACUAUUCGAAUCAGUUUGCUUUUCUCAAGGUUGUUCGAAAAAUCGGGAUUCUAAUGUAUAUUCAUAUUUGGAUUAGUUCCACGUUGUUUUCACAGGGAUAAGAGGUACUCUUGGUGAUGGCCUGUAGUAAAAUCUGCCUUUAAACUUUCUCGUUUGACACCGGUAAAAUUCUUUUCUCAUUUUGAGUUUAAGCAGGACAGAAAAAAUGCGGCAGAACAAACAAACAAAAAGAGACAACUUCGCAAGAAAGGGAACCUAGAUGUCCCCCUAUUUUCCGGCUUAGUCCGCCUUAGCGAUUACGUAUUACCAUCGAUGUUGCCUUCGAUUUCAAGUUUCACUCUUAUUCCUGUUUUUUCCUUGUGUGAAAACAUAGGUACGGUGAUCGAGCGCCCAUUUCUCUGUUGGGAAGAACUUUUGCGGUGUGCUGGAUUCUAAUUGGAAUCUGCAUUUGCUCAAUAUUCACCGCUACUUUGACUACGUCACUUACAACUAUCAGCCUCGACACCAAGAAGAGUCUACCAGGUUCCAAGGUGAGGAUCUCCCAUUUUUGUCUGUUUGAUUCACAAAAGGUUCGCUCCUUUAUAAUUUAACAUCUAAUUUGUUUUGUUUUUAAUUAUUCUAUUUUUUAAGAAAUUUACUUUACUGGUCAAGGAAAUUUUCUAUUAUAAUUCUCUUUGUCCCUGGGGAAAGCCUUUCGCUAAUAAAAAUUAAACCCGCGUACACGGACACCCGUUAAUGCGGACAUCGGACACUUGUGCUUCGCGCAAUCAACAGAUUCUCAUAGAAAGUCAACGUCGUUUAUUUAUGGGGACAAUUCACUGUCAACUGUGUUUGUAAUAAGCCUUUCCUCCUCGAAGUAAUAAAAACCUGUAGUAGCCAGCAUGUCGUUGUUCCCAACGCUACAUUACACUGGAAGUGUGUUUUUUACUCAAAGAGCACGACCUGCUCAAUUCAGACACCCUGUUAAUACUGACACUUUCUAUGACCCCCUCAAUGUCCGUAUUAAGGAGGUUUUUCUGUAUUGAAGUAACAUGAAAUGUUUAUUUAUACGUGCUUCUUAUUCUGUUUAGGUUGGAGUUAUAAAGCGUUCCAUAGAAAUGGCAUUAGCUAUGCAGCAACAAGCUGAUAUUGAACGUAAGCAACGUUUUGUUCUAUUCGAGGUUUAUGGGGCUUUGAACUCAAGGAUUAAGUUUACAAUCUCAUUAUAGCAUAUGUGCCUGCUAUGCUGACUUUGAAAACUUGUUAUCUUGUGUGUGAUGUAAGGAGAAAAAAUCAGACCGCACCCUUUGCUCAUCCUCUACAGGCUCCAUUACCAGCCGCUGUUACUAAUAAGGGAAGAUCCCUGUUGGGUUAGCCUAUCAGAAUGCGGCAAAGUAUAAUCUGUGACGUCCGAGGGAAUAUAACUAACCUUUAUUCCCCCGAGUUUUCCAUGCGUUUGCUUUGCUUUGGUUGUUUUUUUUGUCAAAGCCUUUGUGUGCACUAUCUUCUAGUUGGUUUAAUGUAUUAGUUGGGUUCAGGAGUUGGGGCACUCGAAAAUCUUUCGAGUUUUACGAUUCUGCUUAACCCUGCAUGGACAUCAGCAUGUCUAAACGGUCAAGUGUGUCAACAUUCGCUCAAGACUUGUAUGCUAAAUAACGCCUUAGAUUUGAUUGUGUCAAUUUGACCCAUGUUAGGUUGCUUUAAUUUAUCCGUGUCACAAUGUAGACCAAAAUGAUAUUAUUUUUGUUAUUGUAGUCUACAACUCUGUUGAGGAAAUGAGUUUUGCCUUGGACAAUGGAGUUAUUGAAGGUACUUUCUUACUCAGCUCCAGUUAGCUGAUUUGAGCUAUUUAUCCUCUCUUACUUAGCCCUUUGAAAGAGGAUCGCAGCGGCCAUCAUUACAAAUGGUGAUGCUACUGACGUAAUAAACAGCGUUAGACAUUUUUAAGUUACCCGAGGGACAGAGGGGUCAGUGUUGAGGAUCAUACUUCACGAUUGGUCUGUUUUGAGGACUUUUUCGCUUCUUUUAUUGGCUCAUACGAGGCUGUACAGAAAUUUGGGUCAGAAUUCGUCCCCUAGAACAGACCAGAACUUGGUCAAGAGCUUAAAUAUCACUUAUCAACAGCUCGCCUCAUGGCAAGCCAUCCAAGUGUUCAUUCCGAUCAGAAAGCUUUGAGUGCAUUACUACUUUAAAUUAACCUGAAUAACUGGACUAGAAGACUCUAAAGAUGUUUGAAUUAACCAGGGAAAGCUUCGCCCAAACGCACUCAGAGCUUUAUGUUCGGAGUUAACGCUUAGAUGGCUUGCUCUUUAACGAGCUGUUGUUAAGUGGUAUCCAAGCAGGUGACUAAAUUCUGCAAAGAGAUAAUUCAACAUAAUACGCCAUAAUCUACGCCAGUCUCACCGGCAGCCUCGACAUGGACAAUACCUAUCUUAGGAUAGCUGUAGCAGAGAGGUUGAAACUUUAGCUUUUGGUAGUUGAUGUUAAGCAUAAUACGUAGCCUUAAAAUUACCCAAACGAUUAUUCCGCAGUUGCCGUGAAUGGAAAAUCGGUUCCAGUUUACUGCCGACCCAGCAUACGAAGAGUCUCUUUACUAUAUUUCUUAACCUUAAUUUUAACUUAGUUGUUUGUUGCUACCUUCCAAUAGCUAGCGAGUUAGUAACUCGAGGCAGGUAGUGAUGACGAAAUACUUGAUGAAAACGUCCCAAAAAAACAUUUCCAGAUUAAAAGUUUUGCCCUAAUUUUGAAAUGUCGGAAAAGGCCUGUUUUGUCUACUUGCCAUCUUAUGCUAUUUUUGUAUUACAGGCGUACUCUUGGACAAUUAUCAAAUAAGUCACUACACAGAGACACUAUUCCCAGACAGUAAAUUCAAAACAGAUGAAAUCAUUAAAGUUGAGUCGCUGUCAUAUGGCGCGGUUGUGAACGAUACAUAUUUGAGAAAGUGUUUCAGACGUUUAAUCGCUGAAGACAAAUACCUGCUUUACGACUUUACAAGAAACGAACUUACAAAAACACUUAAGGUAACUAUAACCAAACUGAGGGGUUUUUUUGGUCCGUUGACAUAUCUCAGUUUGGUUUUAUUCCAGAUCAAUGUUGUAGGUAUAUUCUUUCUUGCAGGGUGUAUGACCGAGUGGUCAGCGUAUCGGGCUCGUAAUCCAGACGUCCUGGGUUCGAGUCCAGCCCUUACGUACCAUCAAACUAGCAUCUGGAUUAUUUGUUUCCCGGUGAUCCCGAGUUACCCCCCCAACCAUGGUUGUAAAUAAACAACUGGCGCAUCCUGCGAGCUGAAAUUUUUUCUUGUCAUGUUUUGUUCCUUUUGGUUCAUUUCUUAGUUCCCGCAGAAAAGAUUAGCGCACUUCAUUCAUGUACAAAGCAUUGACCACUUAACAUUUCAAUUGAUAAAUUGUCGAAUUAGAUCAUUUGUUUUGCUUGACAGUGAUGAGGAUUUCCCCCUCCCCGUUUUUUUGGCCUAGCACUAAUUGCUACAUCUGAUCACCCUAAGCUGGAAGAGGAGACUGUUUUUCUUCGCCAUAUCCAGAUUACGAACAGUAGUAUCGGUUAUUUUCUUUUUUUAAGUUUCUUGUAUUCACAGAACUAGUGUAUAGAAAUAAUUUUAUUUACAAAUAUGCUAAGUAAAAAAUAUUUAACAUACUUUUAGCUUCUAAUAGGAAAGAGUCGAUUGUGUCCCAUUAGAUUCAGUGGUAGGUUAAAGUUGGAAGAUUCAAAAAAUGGUGAAUUUUCAUAAAACUUACUGUUCGAAUUUUUUAGUUCUUAAACAAUCCCUCACCCUUAUUCAAAAGUACAUAUUAAAGGGUGUAAACGUCGUAUGAUAGACGAGUUUUUAUCUUUAUUGUUUAGGGAGGAGGAGAUGAUGAAGCCGUGCAGAAUUCUCAGAGUAUUUUCGAUCCCACUGGUGAUCUGUUUUAUCCUUCUUUAUACACCUGCAUCGCUCUUGUGGUUAUCAUUUUCCUGGUGGGUGUGGUAACCGAGCUGUUUUGCUUCAGAACUGGCCGAUGCAAACUUUCAAAGAAAGGCAAGGCUAUCAAUCAAAUAUAAAUAACUAUGCACCUACCUAAUCUGCGAUUAAUAAUUGUCUAAAUAUUAGAAUACGUUCUCUUGAAAAUGAAACAAGCAGAAUCGAAUCGAUCACAAUGCACUGACCACAAAACAUUAUUAAUCAGCCAUGUAAAGAACUAAGCACAACGCUACAUAGUCUGCUUUGCAGGUGCCGCUCGGGCCAGAGCCACACAGGAGGGAGCUUUAGCAUCGACGACGGCAACGGCAGCGAAAACGUCAGUUUUAAAAUGAAUUCCCGUUUUUUUCAAUCUUUGUCGCGUUUAUUCUAAUUUGCUGAAAAUGGUAAGUGUAGGCGAAUUUCCCUGGAGUUGAUUUCUUGAGGACCGCACUCAAGUUUAGAGAGAGAAAAAGAGAUUCGUCGUCGCUUGUUUACGUCCGCCAUAAAAUUUGCAAUUAGGCAUUUUCACGUCGUAGUCGUGCAAGGACGGUAAAGAAAUGUACAAAAAAGCAUGAUUGUUUUGCUAAUAUAAACCUAUUGCUUUUUUGACGUCCUCGUUGCCGUCGUCGUCGUCGUUGCUAAAGCUCCCUAGUGUUACCCGCGAGGGAGUCUGGACUCAACGCAAUUACAUGUAACAGAUGUAUGCGCGGGAAACCCGCACAAAGCAAGUUUCACGUAACCUCUCAGUAACUGGCUGAAAAAAUUCGUGCGAAUGUUAUUAGCCGAUCAUGAUGUACCGCAACGCAAUACCAUUUAUAUCAAGUCACGUAAUUCAAAACCGCUCCGGUCUCUUGUCUUAAACACGAUCAUCAGAGUUUGAAGGCCUUGGCGGCUCAGCUACACCCAAACUGCCCUCAAGUGUCCCCCGAGUCGCAGACGUUCCUCCGCGCGAAACGUCCCCAGCGACGAAGAGCGAGGAGAAACGACUGUUUUCGCAGGCUAUCCGGGUGUAGGAUAAACCAGUUUUUGAGAUUAGGCGCUGAUAAAAUGAAUUUUUUCUCCUUUUAAGGAGGAAAUCCUUCCGAUGCCAUACCCUUUUCAAAAGUGAAGGGAGAUACUGCACUGGAUCAGUUAGAGCAGGAAAUGCUGGGCGAAGUACAAGCUUUGUUCAACAAGUACCGCGACAGACUGGAAGAAGUUAAAAAUCAGGAGAAUAAUGGAAAUGCCAUGAGUAUGCAUUCUACAGUUUAAACUGUACCCGUUACCAAGAGACGGAACACAUUUCAAAUGCUUGCUCCCGCAGUAGUCACUUCAUCGCCAUAUAAACUGGUGAUGAACCUACCGAUUUUCUUCGUAAAAUUACGGGCAUCCUCGAUGUGAGCCUUCUUUGGAAAUGCAUGUUCGGUUAAUCUUCGCAAGCUCUCAAAUGAUAUGUAACAUUCACGGCCCUAUUGCAUUUUGCUUCAUGCCAUUCUGUUUGAAGUUCUUCGUCGUGAAGAUGUCCCUGAUUUUGGAAAAACUGGUCAUAGAAUACUGCCUCAAAAAGCGAACAGUUUUUUCAUUCUUUUAAAAUGCGCUUUCUUAUUGACGUGUUUGUUCCAGAAAUACCUUUAAUUUUGAAUGGUAGUUCUGAAACCGGCCCGAUUAAAUAUUGAUAUUACA